Chiroxiphia lanceolata (lance-tailed manakin) is the source of this 622-nucleotide messenger RNA. RefSeq names its product rho GTPase-activating protein 24-like. The transcript is spliced from 2 exons. Bases 6 to 461 code for a protein of 151 amino acids. The record is from RefSeq and is a predicted model, not a curated record. Lineage: Eukaryota; Metazoa; Chordata; Aves; Passeriformes; Pipridae.
GAGCCAUGUCUGAGAAAAACACUCCUUCAAGACACUUGACAAGACUUGCCCACCCAGAAGACUGCCAAGAAACCAGUGCAGCUGUAAGUCCUGUUCUGCGGGAGCAGGAAGACACAGGACACAUCCCAGGGGACGGCAGUGACAGCUGUGCUUCUACCAGCUGUGCAAACCCACCCUGCCCACAGCAGCACCCGGCAGAUCUGAGGAUGCUGAUGGCCAGACAGAAGGCUGAGUACGAAUCUAAAAUUGCAAGGCUGGAGCAGCAGAACAGAGCCCUGCAGCUGGAGAUCCAGGGGAUGCACUGGAAACUGGGACAGCAGCGUAAGUGGUACAGGCUGGUGGAGAUGAAGAUGAGAAAUGCAGAGAGAGCAAAGGAAGAUGCAGAGAGAAGAAAUGAAAUGCUCCAAAAAGAAAUGGAGGAGUUCUUUGAAACCUUCGGGGAAAUGAACAGGUGGAAAUAAACAGGAGUGUGUCAGUUCUGAAUGGAGCUGUGAGAGAGAGAAAGGCCUCACCUCAGGUUCAGAGGUGAAAUACGAAACCUAAACAGGAAAACCUUAGCUGUCAAUUAUAUAACCAUGGGAUCCCUGAACUCCAGGAUUUUCUCUUACCAUUGGAAAAAACU